This is a messenger RNA of Ochotona curzoniae (black-lipped pika), 1181 nucleotides long. RefSeq names its product SH3 domain-binding glutamic acid-rich protein-like. The coding region runs from base 185 to 772 and encodes 195 amino acids. The record is from RefSeq and is a predicted model, not a curated record. Gene Ontology annotation, cellular component: cytoplasm. NCBI's taxonomy places the organism in Eukaryota, Metazoa, Chordata, Mammalia, Lagomorpha, Ochotonidae. The transcript has 8 exons.
UUAGCCAAUCAAAUAUUCUCCUGACUGCGCUCCCCCCUCUUAAGAGGUGGUGGGAGGGGCAGGUGCCCAGAGCAGCCCUGGGCAGCCGCCAGCCCGCACCUGACACUGGCCUGUCCCGGGUUUGUCCCGCGACGCGUUCCCUCGCACGGGUGCGUUGGGGGCCGUCCCCGUGCCUGCUACCGACAUGGUUAUCAAAGUCUUUGUGGCCACUUCUUCCGGGUCCAUAGCGAUCAGGAAGAAGCAGCAGGAGGUGGUGGGCUUCCUGGAAGCGAAUAAAAUCGACUUUAAAGAACUGGAUAUCGCUGGAGAUGAGGACAACAGGAAGUGGAUGAGGGAGAAUGUGCCUGGAGAGAAGAAACCCCAGAAUGGGAUCCCGUUACCCCCCCAGAUCUUCAAUGAAGAGCAGUACUGCGGGGAUUUUGAUUCUUUCUUCUCUGCAAAAGAAGAGAAUAUUAUCUACUCCUUCCUGGGUUUGGCUCCCCCUCCAGGCUCAAAGGUGACAAAAGCUCCAGAGGAGGCCUCGUCGCUUUCCAACGGAGACGUGGUGGGAGAGGCGGAGAACCCCACAGAGGGGACAGAGAAAACCCAAGAGAGUGGAGAGAACGAGCCCCAGGAAGACGACAGCGAAGCCGCCGAGAGGAACGAGGAAGCGGGAGAGAGCGCCACGAAGGAGAGGCCAGAUGAGACAGCGGAGGAGGAGGGAGCUGACGAGGAAGCAGAGGCGGAAGGGGCAGAGGAAGGAGGCGAGGAGGAGGGCGAGGAAGACUCUUAGGCCUGAGCCUGCGUUUCUUCACCUUUUCCAGAACACCCAAGCCGCGAAGCAGCAUUUCAGAAGCCUCCCCACAAAGCAACCUCGGCGAAAUCCUUGGGCUCUCCUGGCUCAGUAUCCUGGGGUCCACUGAGGCCGCACACCCAGCAACGCCUAGCCGCUCCGGGAUCUGCCCACUUCUUCCUGUCAAUAUGAAACUCAAUGUGGCUUCAUGCACCUGUCAUCUUAAUAUCAUUACUUAAUUAGACUUUUUUUUCCCCUGCAUGAUUUGAUUUUCUUGUUCAGUCCCUGGACAAGGCUCCCCUGGUCCAGCAGAAGAGCAUCUGUCCUUGCCCGGUGUCACAAUUAGCGUGGGGGGCCUGAGCUGCUUUCCUGAGACAGACGCUGAAAUAAAGAUGAAUGGUGACUCGUC